AUGCUUAACUGCAAGCCUGCUCCUACGCCUAUCGACACGAAGGCUAAGGUGUCCGCCGUUGAGGGUUCUCCGACGUCCGACGCUCCCUUCUACCGCUCCAUCGUCGAUGCGCUUCAAUACCUCACACUGACGCGUCCGGACAUUCAGUGCCUUCAUAUGCAUGCUCCUCGUGAUACUAAUUGGGCUCUGAUGAAACGUAUUCUUCGGUACAUACGUGGCACCACAGCUAUGGGUCUCACCCUGACGGCAUCACCUGACACCAGCCUUGUCGCCUACUCCGACGCCGACUGA
This is a messenger RNA of Aegilops tauschii subsp. strangulata, 291 nucleotides long. Lineage: Eukaryota; Viridiplantae; Streptophyta; Magnoliopsida; Poales; Poaceae. The record is from RefSeq and is a predicted model, not a curated record.